AUGAUGAGAAUCCAACGAUGGAAUCUGACCAUUCUUACUCAAGCCGUAAGAGAAAUACAACCCAAUCAUCAUCAAAGAAGACACCUACUCAGGAAUAUCAAGAAAGAAUCUGGAACCCAAGAUUCUCAAAAUAGGAAUACUGGAACACAGGAUUCUCAACGUUUCUGCCAAGAAAUCAGCUGCAUCACAGAGAACACAAGAUUUCAGAGUAAGAAAGAUACUUACGGAACUUAUGAAUCCUAUAAAUCUUCAUCACAAAAGCCACAGCCUUCUAAGAUGCCUGAUUGA
Trichomonas vaginalis G3 is the source of this 288-nucleotide messenger RNA. RefSeq lists its product as uncharacterized. The record is from RefSeq and is a predicted model, not a curated record. NCBI's taxonomy places the organism in Eukaryota, Parabasalia, Trichomonadida, Trichomonadidae. The transcript has a single exon. Bases 1 to 288 code for a protein of 95 amino acids.